AUGGGCUGGGCCGGGCUUCAGACACCCAAGCCCAAGCCUAGCCCAGCCCAAGGCGGGCCGGGCCAUCUCAAAGCCCAUAACGGGCCAGCCGGGCCCCCAUCGGCCCAUGAGCCCGCGGGCCAAAUGAUGAGGCCUAGAUUUGGAUUACUUGGAUUUGAGCAUGAAUUCCUUUGGAGUUAUGGAACUCAUGAGACUGACCUUCAGUGGCUUGCAACUCUUUCUUCCUUAAAGUACCUUAACUUGGGAGUAGUGAAACUUAUUAAGACUACAUCUUAUUGGCUUCCCGCUGUUAAUAUGCUCCCUUCACUUGUUGAAUUGCAUUUGCCCUCUUGUAGACUUUCCAUGCUUCCUCUCACUCUUCCUUCCAUCAAUUUCACAUCCCUUAUAGUUCUUGAUCUCUCUAGCAAUAAAGUCACCUCCACGAUACCUCCUUGGUUGUUCAAUCUCACUAAACUAGAGAUGUUGGAUUUCGAAUUUAACAGUCUGACAGGAAAACUGCCUGAUUCUUUGGGAUAUCUUAAAAGCUUAAGAUACCUCGAAUUGUCGGGUAACUGGCUUCAGGGUUCAAUCCCAAAAUAG
This is a messenger RNA of Prunus armeniaca (apricot), 579 nucleotides long. The record is from the annotation of a GenBank genome assembly. NCBI's taxonomy places the organism in Eukaryota, Viridiplantae, Streptophyta, Magnoliopsida, Rosales, Rosaceae.